Chinchilla lanigera (long-tailed chinchilla) is the source of this 1802-nucleotide messenger RNA. RefSeq names its product protein disulfide isomerase family A, member 2 (gene Pdia2). Gene Ontology annotation, cellular component: endoplasmic reticulum. The record is from RefSeq and is a predicted model, not a curated record. NCBI's taxonomy places the organism in Eukaryota, Metazoa, Chordata, Mammalia, Rodentia, Chinchillidae. Bases 69 to 1730 code for a protein of 553 amino acids. Gene Ontology annotation, molecular function: protein disulfide isomerase activity. Gene Ontology annotation, biological process: protein folding; response to endoplasmic reticulum stress. The transcript is spliced from 10 exons.
CCACGUGUCGGUUACUGCUUGGUCCCUGGUCCCUUUAUCUGCCCCGGCCUUUGGGGCCUGGCACCGCCAUGAACAGCCAGUUCCUGACUGUGCUGCUGCUGCUCCUGCUGGGGGUCUCAGGCCCAUGGGGACAGGGACAGGAUCCACAGGGUCCCUUGGAGGACCUCCCAGAGGAGCCACCUGGGGAGGAAGUUCCCAAAGAGGAAGGGGUUUUGGUGCUGAGCGGCCGCACCCUGAGCCUGGCACUGCAAGAACACCCGGCCCUGCUGGUGGAGUUCUACGCCCCGUGGUGUGGGCACUGCCAGGCGCUGGCCCCUGAGUACAGCAAAGCAGCCACUCUGCUGGCGGGCGAGUCAGCCCCAGUUACACUGGCCAAGGUGGAUGGGCCUGCAGAGCCGGAGCUCAUGAAGGAGUUUGGUGUGACGGAGUACCCUACCCUCAAGUUCUUCCGAGAUGGGAACCGCACACACCCUGAGGAGUACACAGGACCCCGGGAAGCUGAGGGCAUCGCUGAAUGGCUGAGGCGGCGGGUGGGGCCCAGUGCCGCACACCUCAAGGAUGAAGAGGGCACCCAGGCAUUGAUGGAUGCCUCAGACGUGAUGGUCAUUGGCUUCUUCCAGGACCUUCAGGAUGAGGAUGUGGCCACCUUCCUGGCCCUGGCCCGGGAUGCUAUAGAUAUAACCUUUGGCCUCACUGACCAACCACAGCUCUUCCAGAAGUUUGGCCUCACCAAGGACACAGUGGUCCUCUUCAAGAAGUUUGAUGAAGGGCGGGCUGACUUUCCAAUGGAUGAGGAGACUGGCCUGGACCUGGGGGAUCUGUCUCGCUUCCUGGUCAUACACAGCAUGCACCUGGUCACAGAGUUCAACCAGAAGACAUCCCAGAAGAUCUAUGCUGCCCGGAUACUCAACCACCUGCUGCUGUUUGUGAACCAGACACUGGCCCCACACCGGGAGCUGCUGGCCAGUUUCAGGGAGGCGGCUCCCCCCUUCCGGGGGCGGGUAGGUACUGGGGGGCCAGGAAGGAGGGGCCACUGGGCACUGGGACCUGCAACAUGGGUUCCCUGCUGGCAGGUUCUGUUUGUGGUGGUGGAUGUGGCUGCCGACAAUGACCACGUGCUGCAGUACUUUGGUCUCAAGGCCGAGGAGGCCCCCACCCUGCGCUUGGUCAACAUUGAGACCACCAGGAAGUACGCACCCACAGACGGGGGGCCUGUCACUGCAGCUUCUGUGGCUGCCUUCUGCCACUUGGUCCUAGGCGGUGAAGUCAAGCCCUACCUGCUAAGCCAGGAGCUUCCCCCUGACUGGGACCAGCGGCCUGUUAAGAUCCUUGUGGGCAAGAAUUUUGAGCAGGUGGCUUUUGAUGAAACCAAGAAUGUGUUUGUGAAGUUCUAUGCCCCAUGGUGCAGCCAUUGUAAGGAGAUGGCCCCAGCCUGGGAGGCGCUGGCUGAGAGGUACAAAGACCACGAGGACAUCGUCAUUGCUGAGCUGGAUGCCACAGCCAAUGAGCUGGAGGCCUUUGCAGUGCACGGCUAUCCUACUCUCAAGUACUUCCCGGCGGGGCCGGGUCGGAAGGUGAUUGAAUAUAAAAGAGCCAGAGAUCUAGAGACGUUCUCCAAGUUCUUGGACGCUGGGGGCGAGCUGCCUGUGGAAGAGCCCAUGGAGAAGCCUGAGACUCCUUUCCCGGAGCCACCAGCCAACUCUACCCCGGGGACCAAGGAGGAGCUGUAGCCACCCUAAAGCAUCUCCCAGAAGUUUUGGGGCACUCACUGGAGAGAGCUAUGUGCUGUGAAUAAAGGAAAG